Magnolia sinica is the source of this 2912-nucleotide messenger RNA. RefSeq names its product beta-adaptin-like protein A. The record is from RefSeq and is a predicted model, not a curated record. The coding region runs from base 96 to 2627 and encodes 843 amino acids. Gene Ontology annotation, cellular component: clathrin adaptor complex; membrane coat. Gene Ontology annotation, biological process: intracellular protein transport; vesicle-mediated transport. NCBI's taxonomy places the organism in Eukaryota, Viridiplantae, Streptophyta, Magnoliopsida, Magnoliales, Magnoliaceae. The transcript has 11 exons. Gene Ontology annotation, molecular function: clathrin binding.
GGUAUGCAAUCUGCUUGCUUGUGUCCCUGUAUCUUCACCUGCAUCUGAAAAUCCACCUCUUUUCUCUUCCGUCUCGACCCCGAUCUCGUUCUGCCAUGGCUCCUCCAAUCCAAGCCCGUCGGUCUCCAUCUCCUUCGCAACCCUCCGGCAAAGGUGAAGUCUCUGAUCUGAAGGUCCAGCUCCGGGCCCUUGCUGGGACUCGCUCCCCGGGAACGGACGACUCAAAGCGGGAUCUCUUCAAGAAGGUCAUCUCCUACAUGACUGUUGGUAUCGAUGUCUCAUCCGUCUUCAGUGAGAUGGUCAUGUGCUCCGCCACGACCGACGUCGUCCUCAAGAAGAUGUGUUAUCUCUAUGUUGGAAACUAUGCCAAAUGCAAUCCCGAUCUUGCCCUACUCACCAUCAAUUUCCUUCAGAAGGAUUGCCGUGAUGAGGACCCAAUGAUCCGAGGGUUGGCGUUGAGGAGCUUGUGCUCGCUGAGGGUGGAGAAUCUGGUGGAAUACCUGGUGGGCCCGCUGGGGUCCGGCUUGCAGGACGGGAACAGUUAUGUGAGGAUGGUGGCCACCAUGGGGAUUUUGAAGCUGUAUCAUAUAUCAGCGACGACGUGCAUGGACUCAGAUUUUCCUGCAGCGCUUAAGGCACUCAUGCUUAAUGAUCCCGAUGCGCAGGUGGUUGCAAACUGUUUAUCCUCGUUGCAAGAGAUCUGGAACUCAGAAGCUAGUACUUCUGAGGAAGCAUCACGGGAGAGAGAAGCCUUGCUUAGCAAGCCCGUAAUAUAUUAUCUUUUGAACCGGAUUAGGGACUUCAGUGAAUGGGCUCAGUGUCUUGUACUUGACUUGGUCUCCAGAUAUAUCCCCUCAGAUAGCAAUGAGAUAUUUGACAUGAUGAAUCUCCUUGAGGAUAGGCUUCAGCAUGCGAAUGGUGCUGUUGUUUUAGCAACAACCAAGGUGUUUCUACAUUUGACAAUGUCCAUGACUGAUGUCCAUCAACAGGUAUAUGAACGUAUCAAAGCACCUUUACUCACCUUAGUGAGCACUGGAAGUCCAGAACAAUCUUAUGCAGUUCUGAGCCACCUGCAUCUCUUGGUGAUGCGUGCCCCAAUGCUGUUUUCGUCAGAUUACAAACAUUUUUAUUGCCAGUACAGUCAACCAUCUUAUGUUAAGAAACUGAAACUCGAGAUGUUGACAGCUGUGGCGAAUGAGAGCAAUACCUAUGAAAUUGUGACGGAAUUAUGUGAAUAUGCUGCAAAUGUUGAUGUGCCGAUUGCAAGAGAAUCCAUUCGAGCUGUCGGAAAGAUAGCACUGCAGCAGUAUGAUGUGAAUGCAAUUGUUGACAGGCUUCUUCAGUUCCUAGAGAUGGAAAAGGAUUAUGUGACUGCUGAAACUCUGGUUCUUGUGAAAGAUCUUCUGAGGAAAUAUCCUCAAUGGAGUCAUGAUUGUAUUGCCGUUGUUGGGAAUAUUAGCAGCAAAAAUGUUCAAGAACCCAAAGCAAAAGCGGCUCUCAUAUGGAUGUUGGGCGAGUAUUCUCAGGACAUGCUCGAUGCUCCUUAUAUUCUGGAAAGCCUUAUAGAAAACUGGGAGGAGGAGCAUUCUGCAGAGGUCCGUCUACAUCUUCUCACUGCAGCAUUGAAGUGUUUUUUCAGAAGGCCACCUGAGACUCAAAAGGGCUUGGGAGCUGCAUUGGCUGCUGGUCUUGCUGAUUCUCACCAGGAUGUUCAUGAUAGAGCCUUGUUCUACUACAGGCUUUUACAAUACGAUGUAGCCGUAGCAGAACGUGUUGUUGACCCUCCCAAGCAAGCAGUUUCAGUCUUUGCUGAUACACAGAGCAGUGAAGUCAAAGAUCGCAUAUUUGAUGAAUUUAACAGCCUCUCUGUUGUAUAUCAGAAGCCCUCUUACAUGUUUACUGACAAGGAACACCGUGGUCCGUUUGAAUUUUCGGAAGAACUUGGAGGUUUGUCGGUAGGAGCCGAAUCCGAAGUUAACGUAAUCCAAGCUCAAAGAUUUGAAGCAAAUGACAACGAUCUGCUGUUAGGCACAUCUGAGAAGGAAGAAAUUAGAGUUCCUAGCAAUAACGGUUCUGCAUACAGUGCUCCUGACUUUGAUGCUUCUUCUGCAUCUCUGGCCACUAUGCAGACGCCAUCUCAAACAGCAUAUUCAAGCUCCACUUUACUGACUUACGCACCACAAACCAGCUCAGGCAUUGAUGAUCUACUGGGUUUGGGUCUACCUGCUCCUGCUGCCCCUUCGCUGCCUCUGUUGAAGCUUAAUGCAAAACCAGUCCUCGAUCCAAGCUCUUUUCAGAGGAAAUGGGGCCAACUGCCAAUAUCUUUGUCACAGGACGGCUCCAUAAGCCCUCUAGGAGUUGCAGCUUUGACAACACCUCAAGUCCUGCUCCGGCACAUGCAAGGCCACUCCAUCCAGUGCAUCGCCUCGGGGGGUCAAGCCCCAAACUUCAAGUUCUUCUUCUUCGCACAGAAGGCGGACGAUUCAGCUUCAUUCUUCCUCGUGGAAUGUCUCAUCAACACGUCUUUGGGCAAGGCACAGAUAAAGGUCAAAGCCGACGAUGGGAAUGCGUCUGAGGCUUUCACUGCUUUGUUCAGAUCAGCGUUAUCUGAAUUCGGUACAUCUUGAUUGUUCUUAUACCCUUGUGGGGAUUUGGUGAGAGAAUAGCCGAUGCUUGUUGUCUCGAUUCCCUUUUUCCAUGCGUCUGCUUGAUGUUACGGCCCUCUUCUCUUGAAUGGAAAUUACUGAUCCUGUUUUACCACAAAGGGACAAGUAGAAAGAAUGUAUGGUCAUUUUUGUAUUUUUUCUUAAAUGGAGCUAUUGUAUUUAAAAAAAGAAAAAAAGAAAAAGAAAUUACCUAUGUAGAUUGAGCAGGUAGGGGAAAAUAAAUAAAUAGACGCUAGUGCUUGCAUU